GACAAGAUUCUGUUAUAGACAGAGACAAGUAGAAGAAAAGGAUUUGGAAUACCCAAUGUUAAAAAGAGAAACACAUAACUUCCAUGAAAUUGUUGUUAGUCUCUUUAAUUAAUUCAUGUUUUUUACGAAAUCAUACCACCGUUGACCGUUGCUUUGAGUUUUCUUAACGUUUUCAACGGUUGAAAAUAAGUUUACGAAAGUGAAAUAGUGUUUCAUUAAAAAUGAAGUCCGCUAAGUCAAGAACGCGACUAAAUGAUAUGCGAACGCCAAGUAGAAGUAAACAAAAUUUAUACCAGGGAGAUCGAGACCCGGUACAUGUUUAUUGCCGCUUACGCCCGAUGCAGAAUGAUAAUGAUAAUUCCUGUAUCAAUAUACUUUCCCCAACAACUAUCCUUAUGGUGCCACCCCCUACAGCGUUAGCCUACCGAAAUGAAAAUAGUAAAACGAUGAAAUACACUUUUAAAGAAGUAUUCCCGCCCAAUUCUAAUCAACAAGAAAUCUUCGAUAAAGUAGCAUACCCUUUAGUGGAUGGCCUUAUCAAAGGUAAGAAUGGACUUUUAUUUACUUACGGAGUCACUGGGAGCGGUAAAACUUUCACCAUGACGGGUGAUACUCAAAACUGUGGGAUACUUCCGAGAUGUUUGAAUGUUAUUUUUAAAACAAUAAAUGAUUUGCAAGCACAUAAAUAUAUCUUCAAGCCAGAUAGAAUGAAUAUGUUUGAUGUUCAGACAGAAGCUGAAGCUAUGCUGGAACGGCAGAAAGAAUUACACAAGUUUCGCAGUGGUCGAAAAAAUAAUUCUAAUCCAGAUUUAGUUAUGUCUAAUACAGAUAUAAGUAAGGUAGAUGGUGUUAUUGAAGACAAUCAGUAUGCUGUUUUCGUCACUUACAUUGAGAUAUACAACAACAGUGUUUUUGAUUUACUCGAAGAGGGCCCACCUAGCAAAAGUCUGUCUACAAAAAUGAUUAGAGAAGAUGCAUCUCAUAAAAUGUAUGUUCAUAAUGUAACAGAAGUAGAGAUUAAGUCGGCAGAAGAAGCAUUUGAAACUUUUUAUUUAGGCUUAAAAAGAAAACGUAUGGCUCACACCAAUCUAAAUGCCGAAUCUAGUCGUAGCCAUUCAGUUUUUACUAUACGCCUGGUGCAGGCACCAGUUGAUGAGGUUGGAGAAGCUGUGAUACAAAAAAAAGAAUUUAUUACAAUUAGUCAACUGAGUCUUGUUGAUCUUGCUGGCAGUGAACGGACAAACAGAACACAAAACACUGGAGACAGGCUGCGAGAGGCCAGUAACAUUAAUAAAUCUCUUAUGACUCUAAGAACAUGCUUAGAAGUGUUAAGAGAAAAUCAACUUAAUUCUGCAAAAAAUAAGGUACCUUACCGUGAGUCAAGGAUUACUCACUUAUUUAAGAACUUCUUUGAGGGAGAAGGUCAGGUUAGAAUGGUAGUAUGUGCAAAUCCUAGGGCGGAAGAUUAUGAUGAAACACUUCAAGUAAUGCGAUUUGCUGAAAUGGCUGCAGAAGUAGAAGUAGCAAAGCCUCAAAUAACAGAUAUAGCAGCUUCUAUUGGUUUGAUGUCUGGUCGGAGAAAAGCUAAUAGAUUAUUUAACAUGGCUCGUGAUAAAUUAGAAAAACCUGAAGCUAAAGAUCUGGAGUUGGACUUAGGUCUUGUUUAUAGUCUUGGCCCAGACUUCCCUAGUCUUGAGUUGAAUAGCUCCCAGGCAGCUCAUAUUACUAAAGAAUUAAUGGCGCACUUGGAAAUGCGUAUUAAUCGUCGAGAAACUCUACGAAGAACUUUAGCUCUCAAAGACGAAAAAUUCCGUUCAGCCCUACUUGAACUUCAAAAAGAGGUCCUAGAACUGAGAAGUGAAAACGCAUCUUUAAAUGCUCAGUUAUCUACAGAGAAACGUCGCAAUCAUGCUUUUGAAGAACGCCUUACAAGGUCAGAAAAUGAGGUCAUAAAUUAUCAAAAAAAACUAACAGAAAUGACUGAGUACUCUUCAUCCUUAAAACGUGAGAUGCAAGAAAAGGAUCUUUUAUUAAACCAAAAUAAGCUAGACAAGGCAAAGCAAAAGAAGCUAUUGGAACGAAAAUAUCAGCACAAAAUGGCUGCAGAACAUGAAAAAGCUAAGGAAAUUAUAUCAGAAAAAGAACGGUUGGAAAAUGCCAAUGAAGAAAAGGAAAAUAGGCUUCGAAUAAUUGAAAAUGCUUUAAAAGGUGAAAAGCGUUUAGAUACUGGGGCACAAACUAGUGUGAGGGACUUUACUCCUGGUUCUACACCUCGGGCCCUUCCCGCCCAUUUACUCUCACCAUUCAUUGCACAAUCAAAAGAUUCUCAAACAUCACGCUCCAGACGUGGUGUGGCCAUCGCGAAUCCGCGCCACCGCAGGUCUUUAUCAGCAGAUGGCAAAGGAUGGGUAGAACAUGCCCCAAACAAACUUGUUCCCAUGGGCACAGUAAUGAAACCAAGCAUUGGGAACAGUAAGCUUGUAAAUAAACUAACUAAUGUUAAAGACAUUGCUAACACAAAGACAUCUAAAUAUUGCUUGAUAUCUCAAGAGCAAGAUACAGACGGUGAAUUAGAAACAAAAUUGUAUAAAGGAGAUAUUGUACCAACAUGUGGUGGCGGGGCGCAGGUGAUAUUUAAUGAUGUUGAGAUGCUUAAGCAGUUUUCACCAACUAACGAAAGAGAGCCAUCUUCAAACAGAACUUCUGGAUGUGCAAGACAUUCAGGUAAAAGAAGAGACACUGGUUGUUCACCACCACCAACACCAUCAACAGUGAAGAAACAGAGGGACAUAAGUAUUGCUGCCUAUUAAUAACACCAUGGGGCAAGUACAAUCCACCAUGCAGGCCCAGUUUGGAUUGGUGGAAAAUUAUUGCUCUGGUAUUUUUAAACAUAUGUUUUAAACAUAUGCUAGACAAAAUAAGCAUCAUUUUCAGGAAAUCAAAACAUCCCCAAAAAUGGAACACAAUAAAUAUAAAAAUAGGACCAGUCUAUUUCACAUUCAGAAUAUAAAAAUAAUAUUCCCGUCUGAUUGAUAGAUUUUAUUUUUUUAAAUGAUCCAUAUUAUUUAAAUCUAUCAAACUUUAUACUACUUUUCUAUCAAACUUUCAUUUUUACUAAAUGUUUUCAACUGAAUUAUGAAUCCUGUCAUAAUGUUAGAUAUACAAGUAUCCAUUGAAGGAUAUUUGUUUUGUUUAUCCAAAACAUACAAUAGCUAUUUGAAGUUUCCCACAAUGCAAUAAUCCAAAUUAUGUAUAACGAUCUUUAAAUGGAGGAUUUAAAUUUUGCUAAACAUUUUAUUUUAUGUAAGUAUUGGUCCUAUUUAUAUUAAACUCUAAUAGUUUCACAAAUAUGCACCAUAUUUUGAACUUAAUUUUUUUUAGAAAAUUGUAAUGUAGUACUUAAUUAGGUUUAAUUUUGGUAAGGUAUAUAAUAAUAUAUUUUAGAUUUAUUCAUUUUAUAUAUAUAUGACUCAAUAAACAUAACAUAACAUGCCAGCAUACUAUUAAUAUGUUAAAAAUGUUUGCGUUAUGUAUGUCAUCUACCAUUGCCCCAAACUUAUUUAAGUUUUGCCUAACUGUUUAGUGUGAAAUCCGCAUUUCAUAAACACUUAUAAUUAAUUAUUAGACUAAAUACAAAACCGUUGAGUCCUUUAGAAUGCACUUUUAGUUAAUUGUAAUUUCGAAAUUAAUUUUUUUUUAUAAUCAUUAGUGUAACUAGUUUUCCAAUAAAAAAUUAUGUAAAGCAUCUUCGGGAUAGAUUUUUCCCAUUUUGAUUCAUUUAAAAACAUUGUAUUUGUUUCAUUAAGAUUUCUUGAUUUUAUUUUAGAACUAUUGUCAAAUGUAGAACGCUGCAUUUUCCCUUAAAUAUAUGUAUAUAAUGUAA
Pieris napi is the source of this 3883-nucleotide messenger RNA. It is a transcript of the gene pav, whose product is annotated as kinesin-like protein KIF23. The transcript has 2 exons. The record is from RefSeq and is a predicted model, not a curated record. Lineage: Eukaryota; Metazoa; Arthropoda; Insecta; Lepidoptera; Pieridae. Gene Ontology annotation, molecular function: microtubule motor activity; microtubule binding; ATP hydrolysis activity. Gene Ontology annotation, cellular component: microtubule; kinesin complex; nucleus. Bases 222 to 2810 code for a protein of 862 amino acids. Gene Ontology annotation, biological process: microtubule-based movement.